AUGGCUCGACCCGUAUUGUUCUUGUUAGCAUUUUCUCUUUUCCUUCUUACUUCUUCUAUCAUGGCACAGGUUCCAAAUCCACCAUUUCCUUUUACACCAAUUCCUCCGAUGCCUCCUCAAGCACCUAAUACCCCACCAUUAUUGUCACCAUCACCACCACCACCACCAAGUAUACUUCUUCCACCUCCAACAUCCUCUCCUAGUUUUGGAGGAGGUGGUGGAAGUGGAACUGGAAGGGGUGGUGGUGGCUCUGGCGUUGGAAUAGGCACAGGAAAAGGAAGUGGUGGUGGGGCUAAAGGUGGUGGUGGUGGACAAGGAACAGGAGUUGGGAUAGGAAGUGGCACAGGCACUGGUGCUGGCUUUGGUGGUGGUGGAAGUGGAACUAUCGGUGGUCGUGGUGGCGGUAGAAGAGGUGGAGGUCCUAGAGGAAGCUUUGUCAGCGUUGGAUAUUGA
Molecule: messenger RNA, 453 nt
Organism: Cajanus cajan (pigeon pea)
Lineage: Eukaryota; Viridiplantae; Streptophyta; Magnoliopsida; Fabales; Fabaceae
Source: RefSeq, a predicted model, not a curated record